Messenger RNA from Aspergillus saccharolyticus JOP 1030-1, 795 nucleotides. RefSeq lists its product as uncharacterized. Bases 209 to 712 code for a protein of 167 amino acids. The transcript has a single exon. Lineage: Eukaryota; Fungi; Ascomycota; Eurotiomycetes; Eurotiales; Aspergillaceae. The record is from RefSeq and is a predicted model, not a curated record.
GCUGGGCAAUGUCGGCAUUCUCACAAUCCUCAAUUUUCGAAUUAACAAUGCUUUUGCAUCCGAUAUGCCUUCUUCUUCGAUGCUUUCACCACUUUGAAGUUUGUCUAUAAAAAGGAACAGAUCCAGCCUUUGUACACCACUCCUACAAAAGGCCUGGUCUUCCAACGCGAAGUAUCGGUACCUCGGACCCCAAUCACAGAUCACCGAAAUGACACUUUAUGAAAGACCCCCUAAUUACUGGCAUAUCCAAGCUCUUUUCGAGCGAAUCGAUGCCGACAUUACCGGGGGGAAUCCCAUCUUGACCGAGGACGAAAUUCGCGACUACAUAGGCUCAAGAGUAAGGGGCGUCGGGGAGCGUUUGCUGGACAUGGACGGAGAAGACGUGGAGUUCUACCGUGGUCGCAUCAAUGCCGACAACAUCAACAACAGGUCAAUCAUUGAGGCCAUUCUCAUCCAAUCAAGAGGGGUUCGACCGGCGCAGACUUGCUCAUGUUGUAGGAGGAAUCGCUCUAGGCGCACGUUUCCCAUGUGCCUCCAUGUGCCUGACCCGCUGACAUUCCAAGGGAUCUGCGGCAAUUGCAAGGCGACAGGCCGACCAUCGCGAGCAUGCAAUGCCAUGAUAGUCACGUUGGAAGCAAGGGAGAGGGAACGGCAUCAAGUCAGGAUGGGACGAAUACUGCAAAUCCUCGAUCAACUCCUAAACGGCGUUUAGGAAGAGCCUUUGUGGCUUUUCGAUGAGGCUCCUUUAGCCCCUGUUGUAGGGACAGGUGGUUUUCUUGGAAAACAGAUAUAUUU